AUGCCCGGCAGGAGCAAGAACCUAAGAAACACCUCCCUGCUCUCAGGGAGCCCUCUAUCCCAGACUCUCAUCCCCUCCGACAUCCUCUCCAGCCCUGACCAAGAAUGGGUAACCUCCCGGGACCUCGCAGAGCCCUGUCUGCCCUACAUCCCGGAGAUCAUGGAAGAUGUGACGGUCUUCCUGCUGGGCAAUAUCAAUAUCAACUCGAGCCAUUUGUUCCGGGCUGAUAUCUUGUAUGAUAGCUUGGGGCUGCUGAAGACGCCGUGGCAGAAGGAGAGGGUUCAUGCGAUGGGCCAGGACGGUGCCGGGGGUGAUGAUGUCGCGAACAGCGGUGCUAGUGUUAGUGAAGAUGCUGAGGCCGAGACAGAGGCUGCAGAGACGGUGGAGCCUAUCCCCGCCCAGGACGUUCCUGGCUUCGAGUUGACCAGGACCGUGGUGAGACGGUUUAUUCCUCGGAAUCCGAACCUGGAUCGGGAGUUGGAGCAGACGUGUCAUUUCUAUGAUAGGUUCAAGGGCAGCGAAAAGGAUGGUGAUUUGUCGACGCCCGCGUCUCGAGAUGUGCUGGUCGUUUACACGCCUCAUGCGACUUCCAAGGAAGACACGCCGUACUACCAUCCCCAGAUCCGGGCAUUGGCGUUACUCUACCAGUUCGAGUACAAUAGCCCAGAUGCCGCAAGCGCAGAAGCAGGAUCAGAGGACGAGAGAUCACCCGGUUCAGGCACCCUAUCGCUACACUUCCUCCCCUUUGCGGACGAGGAAAUCUCCAACCGCCUAGAACGCACCCUCAACGCCCUCAUCAACACCCAGAUCCGUCUUGCGCGCGGAACCCGCCUCGCCAACGAGGCCGGGAAAGCACCCGGAAAGGGCUCAAACCGAGGCGGCGGCGAGGGCCGUGGUGGCGGCGACAAGCCCAAUAAAGAUAACAUCAUCCCGCAGCAUCUGGUGCAGAACACCUACACGCGACUGAAGUUCAAAUAUGGGCCCGACCUCUGCCGCGACUGGGUCGAGUCUACGGAGCCUAGCAAGCAUGUCUUCGAGGAUCUUAGCAUUACUGCGUUCUUGAUCGAGUUGUGGCGAAGCAUGUACGGCGUUUGUCCUGCCGACGAACGCACCGGACAGGCUCCCUUGGAGCAAGGAGACGAUGCACAACCAGAAGACAAAGAUCAAGAUUCCCAGAUAUCCGACUUCCCCGGCUUCGUCGACGUGGCCUGCGGGAACGGCGUGCUCGUCUACGUCCUCCUGAUGGAAGGAUACAAAGGAUGGGGAUUCGACGCCCGCCGACGAAAAACUUGGAGUAUAUUCCCGGCCGACGUACAAGACCGCCUCAAAGAGGAGAUCUACAUCCCGAAACCGUUCCACGACGCACUUGCUCCUGCAGAUUCGUCCUCACUAGACCAAGUUCCAUCCAACUUCGACUUCGACCUCGGCGUCAAAUCCCACACCGGCACCUUCCCUCCCAACACCUUCAUCAUCUCCAACCACGCCGACGAACUCACCCUCUGGACGCCUCUCAUGGGCGCCCUCUCUAGCCUGGAAUCCCCUCUACCAUUCCUAGCAAUCCCCUGCUGCUCACAUGCCCUAUCUGGUCUGAAAUACCGAUACCCACCACCGAAGCCUCAAACUCGAGAAGACGACGACGACACCCGUCAAGAAACCACCGCCACCCCCAACAAGGACAUAUCGUCUCAAGACCCGACUGCAGAUGAUGCAAACACAGACUCUCACGGCUCCCUACACGCCCUCCGCCAGGCCAAACUCGCCUCCCAACCGGGCAACACGGGCUUCUACAAAUCCACCUACGGAUCCCUCACGGCCAAGACGAUGUCCGUGGCCCAGGAGAUCGGAUACGGCGUCGAGAGCACCCUCCUCCGGAUCCCGAGUACCAGGAACAUGGGCGUGAUUGGGGGAAGGGAGGUCGUGAUGCGGGAAUGGCGGGAGAAGAAGAGGAAGAUGGGGAGGGUUGUGCAGACUCAGACUAUUACUCAUUUGCAGGCGCAGGAACCCAUGUCUUCGGGCCCUGAAGAGCCGAACCCCGAGGAAGCAACUGAUCGGGUCAUGGAUGUCGUUCAUCGGGAAUGUGCGCGGGACGGGGGAAUUGCCAGCGCGGCGCAGAUCUGGGUUGACCGGGCGAGAGGGAUACAUAAAGGUCCCGGGAGGGGGAAUUUGAAUCAUCACUGUGGUACUGGGGGACAUUGA
Aspergillus melleus is the source of this 2196-nucleotide messenger RNA. It is a transcript of the gene trm44, whose product is annotated as tRNA (uracil) methyltransferase. The transcript has a single exon. Gene Ontology annotation, biological process: tRNA methylation. The record is from RefSeq and is a predicted model, not a curated record. NCBI's taxonomy places the organism in Eukaryota, Fungi, Ascomycota, Eurotiomycetes, Eurotiales, Aspergillaceae. Gene Ontology annotation, molecular function: tRNA (uridine) methyltransferase activity. Bases 1 to 2196 code for a protein of 731 amino acids.